CAUAUAUGAAGCCAACAUGUCCUGAUGUAAACGGACGAUACCGCUGUUAUUGGGCUGAGACAGAGACACAUAAAUACUGACUCGUAGAAUAUCACUGUAAGUUUUAAUAGGGAGUUAAGGAGUUGUCAAGUGAUGCUGGUACCAGCCAUCCUUGUGGCUGUGGUCACACUCCUGGCUGUUGACGGCAGACCGUCUGGAGAUUUCGUCCGCUCCAACUACCCAAAGUCAUUCAACCGUUUCCUACAGCGUGCCAUCACUGAAGGUUUGAUCAGGGCAGAGAGGGAACUGGAGAAAAACUCUGAGCACUUUAAUGGCACUGACUGGACCAAUGACACGGACGUGAGGUCAAGGUUCAACAGUUUACCCUGCAGCAGCGGCUACUGUGACUCGUGUUUUGGCUACCGGAGGCCGGACCUGUGUGAGCAAGUUUGUGAGCAGAACUGUUGGGAGGAUGAGCAGGACGGCGAGAAAGAUGAAAACGAGUAUGAACGUCACAAGAGAGACGGCUUGCUCGAGAUUUGCAUACAGAUCGACAUCCUGGGGCUGGGCAAGCUACUGACGGGACUGCUGGGGCUGGGGGGUGACUCGGGUGGGGGUCCUUUGGGAGAUGUCCCCAUCGUGGGGGGACUACUCAAUGGGCUGCUGGGUGGGUUAAUUAGCGUGGAGCCUCAGGUGGGGGGUGUGCUAGGUGGCUGAGCGGGUAGGGCUCAAUGUCAUGGGAUGUGGGAAGUUUAUUUAGUAGACGGACUUACGGUAGUUGGUGGUUCAGUGGGUGGGGCUCAGUGUCAAGGGGGCGUGGGUAAUUUAUUGAGUGGAUCCCCGUUAAUUAGUGGUCUGCAAGGUAGUGGAGGGGGUGGGGGCUAAAGUCAAGGGGGAGGGGGUAGUUUAUUGAGUGGAUCCCCGUUUAUUAGUUGUCUGCCAGGUGGCGGAGGGGUAGUUCACUUGGCUCAUUACUGGGUGGUUGGGUAUCUAAUUCUGAACGGUCUAUUCUAAAAUGUUGAAAUUUGAACUGAAAAUAAAAAUUAGCUACAUGA
Messenger RNA from Physella acuta, 1034 nucleotides. RefSeq lists its product as uncharacterized. Lineage: Eukaryota; Metazoa; Mollusca; Gastropoda; Physidae. The record is from RefSeq and is a predicted model, not a curated record.